UGCUCCCUCCCCUACAGCGAUAGAAAGGAUGCCACGUGAACAUAAUGAUUGUCAUGACCUUGAUGUUGCUCAACCAGUUCACACAGGUUCAUGAGUGUGGUGUAGUCCUGGGAUCAUUCCUGCUGAUCAGCAGCUCCUGGCUGGCAUGCAGCUCCUGGCUGGCUUACAGCUCCAGUGUAAUGCUGAUUGAAGCGGCAACUUCAGCUAAAUGCAAAACAUACUUUGGUCUCGCUCAAGCCUCGUAUGGAACAGCAGGAAAAUUAGUAGUGGAAAUAAGUAUGAUCGGCUUAUUGCUGGGGACCUGCAUCGCUGUCUUUGCUUCCUUGGAAGAUUUGGUAGCCAUCCUCUUCCUGAGGUUGACGGGAUCCUCAGUUACACCUUGGCAGCUUUUUUUAUUACUAGUCACCAUCACCACAGUGUCAGUUCUCCCACUGAGCCUACAGAAAAAGGUGUUCAAUUCAGCCUGGCAGUCGCUGAUCUCCAUCAUAUUUUACAUUUUCUUAACUAUAGUGCUGGUGGUAAACUGCCUAAUUUCAGGGCUCUCUGGUGGAUUGAUACUGGAGAAGGUCCACUUGUGGCACUGGUCUGGAAUUCCUACGUGCCUGCCGAUACUCGCCACCUCGUUCUGCAGUCACCCACUUGCGCUUACGAUAUACUUCAACUUCCACGGGCAGACAGUGGAUGAGGUGAAUGCAGCAUACAAGCAAGCAAGCAUCACUGUUGUCAUUUUCUAUAUAAUGGUUGGAUUAAGUGGCUACCUGUCCUAUGAUGAAUCUGUACCAGGAAACAUCCUUGCUGCUCUGUCUCCAAGUCUUGUGACAGAUGGUAUACGUGCCAUUUUUUUGAUGUCCCUCACAUCGAGCUUCCCACUGGUCAUUUUACCGUGUUGUCAAGCCAUAAACACGCUCCUUUUCGAAGAUAAGGAGGAGGAUGGCAUAUUCUCAGUGAGUGGUGAAAUGACCUUUCAUCGACAUGUCAUUAUUACCGUGCUGAUUAUUUACUGCACAAUGUUAAUGGGUGUCCUGGUGCCAAAUGUGCAGACUGUGUUGGCAGUAAUGGGAACCACCAUGGGGAGUAUCAUCUGUUUUAUUUGUCCAUCUGUGAUUUAUGCAAAACUACAUAAAGACACCUUCAAAGGAAGAAUAAUUUUGGGAGUGGGAAUCAUGUUCCUGUUCAUCCGUACAUCCAGUAUGUCUGAUUUUACCACAUCCGAAUUAUCCCUGCAACCAGUUCGUAAAUCCAUUGUGGCUGAAGGAACAAGAGGUAUAAAACUAACAAACAUGACUGAAGCCUCACCAGAAUCCUAUAUCCAGAGGGUUGGCAUAUUGUGAUCAGUUUUGGGCCCUAGACCUAAGAAAGGAUGGGCUGACACUGGA
This is a messenger RNA of Mobula hypostoma (lesser devil ray), 1376 nucleotides long. Its product is annotated as putative sodium-coupled neutral amino acid transporter 10. Gene Ontology annotation, biological process: amino acid transmembrane transport. The transcript has 12 exons. The record is from RefSeq and is a predicted model, not a curated record. Lineage: Eukaryota; Metazoa; Chordata; Chondrichthyes; Myliobatiformes; Myliobatidae. Bases 45 to 1331 code for a protein of 428 amino acids. Gene Ontology annotation, molecular function: L-amino acid transmembrane transporter activity.